AUGGUAUCUAAACUACCUAAUGAGAUACUGCAUGCUAUUGCAGAUCUGUUAGAACAGAAUGACAUUAAUUCUCUCGCGAAAUCAAACAGCCAUGUAUUCCCUGUCUUCAAUUCCAUCCUGUACCGAAAGAAUAUGCUAGAGUCUGAUGGCUGGGCACUUAUCUGGGGCAUUAUCAAUCGUCAACACAAUACAGUGGCAUACGCACUCAGUACAGGAGCCACAGUUCUGGGUGAGGCGCUGGCCCUUGCCGUUGAGGAUGGACAGGAGCAAGUCGUGCAAUGGCUUCUGUCUGUCAAGUCUGCUGAUUUCUCCCCGAAAUAUGACUUUCAUGGACAAUUCGCCAAUUGGACCUCUCAACAUCGCAUUGCUUCCAAGUGCACAGCGGCCAGCUCAAAAUGUAUUGAGCAACUUAAGGGUCGUCAGCAGUGGGAACGUCAUGGCACGUUUGAUAAUAGGUCACCUCUCUCACGGGCAGCCAGGGGAGGUCACUUGGGAAUUGUGAAGCUUUUGAUUGCAUUUAACGGUGACGAUCUGUCCGUGGAAGACUUGGAUGGGAAGACUCCUCUCUUCCAAGCUGUAGAAAGGGGCUUUCUGGACAUUGCCAAGGCAUUGUUCAAUACUGGGCACUGUGACCUGAAUAGAACAGAUAACGAAUUCAAGACAGUAUUAUCGCAUGCGGCGAGCUCCGGCAAUGGUGACAUAGUACAGUGGUUAAUUAGAUGUGGAGGUGCAAUCAACCUUAAUCACCAAGACAGAUAUGGUCAGACGGCGCUGCAUUAUGCUGCUGAACGCUCAGAUGUGCCAACCACGAAGCUGCUGAUCGAGUCUGGUAGAGUUGAUCCAGAUAUUACAAACCUAUAUGAUCUGACACCACUCCACAUUGCUAUUCAGCGAUCAAAUGCAGUGAUCAUAAAGCUGUUGACGGAGCCCAGGACAGUUGAUCCGGACUUUAGAGUUACCAAUAACUUCACACGGCUCUAUGAUGUUACGAAGAAUCUCUAUGUGUCCCAACCGAUAUUGUCCAUCGAAUCUGGCGAAGUGGAUAACCACAGUCGUACACCGCUCCAUGGUGCUACUGAGCACUCGCACGCGUCGCUCUUGGAACCCCUAAGGGACUUAAGUCGACUGGACUCUAACAUUUCGGAGGAACACAGCCAGUUGAUGCUUUCUCAGGCUAUUAUGAAUUCCGAUACCUCGACUUUAAGGCUUCUGAUCUGUUCAGGCAAAAUUGACUUGGACCGGAUAGACAAUGAAGGGCGCACACCACUUUCACGUGCCGCUAAGCACUCAGACAGAUCAAUUAUAAAGCUAUUGAUUGACUCCGGCAGGGUCAACCUAGACUCCAAAGAUAAAAACGGUAGAACGCCGCUAUCAUACGCCGCCGAGUACUCCGAUGCGUCAACUGUAAAGCUUUUGAUAGAUUCUGGCAAAGUCGAUGUGGAUUCUAAAGAUCAUCAAGGGCGGACGCCGCUUUCCUAUGCUGUCCAACACAUGGACCUAAGCAAUCUAACGAGGUUGGUAGUGUUAUGGUGCCAAGGUGAUCUGGAACCGGGGCUCAACCCAAAUACUAUCGUUCCCCGCAGGUCGCUUGCAGGCACUUCAACCUUGAAGACUUUGCUCGAUUGUGGCAAAGCCGAUCCCAACUCACGAGAUCAACACGGUCAGACACCACUUGCAUACGCCGCUGAAUGGUCAGAUUCGGCAACCAUAAGACUUUUACUCGAGAAUCCUUUGGUUGAAGUUGAUUCAAAGGAUAGAUCAGGGAGAACUCCAUUUUUUGAAGCUGUUGCAAAUGGCAAUUUCGCUGCAGCGGAGGUGCUUCUUGAUUCAAAGAUGGUCAAUCCCAACCCCCGAGACAAGUAUGGAGAUGCACCGAUAUUCGAAUUUAUGGAUCUCUACACUUCUCUCGAAACCCUCAAUGAUGAUCAGGUAUUGGAUUGGAGCAUCGAGGACACUGUUAAAACAGGCUACAACCGUCUUUUGAAAUUGCUGCUCAGCAGGAGCGAUGUGAUUGUUGAUUUUCGAGAUCACCACGGUCAAACACCCCUUUUAUACGCUGCCGAAGAAUGUGGAUACGACGUUGUCAGGCUUAUGAUAGAAUCGGGAAAAGUCGAUUUCGCAGAGCUCUAUGCCCAAAGCCUUCCAGGUCAAACCGGUCCUCAACUGAUGGAAUCCUAG
This is a messenger RNA of Aspergillus oryzae RIB40, 2178 nucleotides long. RefSeq names its product ankyrin repeat domain-containing protein. Bases 1 to 2178 code for a protein of 725 amino acids. The transcript has a single exon. Lineage: Eukaryota; Fungi; Ascomycota; Eurotiomycetes; Eurotiales; Aspergillaceae. The record is from RefSeq and is a predicted model, not a curated record. Gene Ontology annotation, molecular function: protein binding.